GUAAAUAUCUGUCACGUAAUUCAAACGGCCUUGCUUGAAAUGUUUUGAUAGUUUAAAGAUCAAAUAGACAAUAACAGAUAAUGUAAUUUUAGAUUUUUAGUAUAAGGUCGUAAUAUAGGGUGGUGUUUAUUUGUGAAUGUCAAGGAAGAUAAAAGUUGCGCAGUGCGUGCUCCUUGCAAAGAUUGAAGACUCCGAUUACGAAGGCGUGGAAAGAGAAAACUGAUACCUUUUGACGACUACGAAGAAUGUACAAUGAGAAAACUGAUAGCCUACCUUUUUACGAAGAAUGUGGAAAGAGAAAACUGAUACCUUUUUACGCUGGUGAUGACGGGACAGAGGAUGUGUAACCUGUAACGAGAAUGCUGAUAUCUUGUUGAUUCCUGGGACCGCUUCUGCUCUAGCUGAUACAGAAGUAUCUUUCCUGCAGUUUGAAAUUGCAAGAUGUGAAGCGAUGCGGCAAUGUCCCGCGGCGCUGCUCGGGCUCUGCCGAGUGCAGUCGUGAUGUCGGCUUCACCAGCGCCGAGCCCCAACAUGCAGGGCGCCGGGAACAGCGAAGCUGAGCUGAGCAACACAGAGCGAGUGCUGACCAGCCUGGCCGCUGGCGCUGUCGCGGGGGCUGCUGCCAAAACCACCAUCGCCCCUCUCGACCGGGCAAAGAUCAAUUUUCAGGUCUCCUCCAUGCCGUACUCGGCGAGGCAGGCCCUCGGGUUCCUGGUGAGGACGUACCGCGCCGAGGGGCUGCUCAGCCUGUGGCGGGGCAACUCCGCCACCAUGGCCCGCAUCGUGCCGUACGCGGGCAUCCAGUUCAUGUCCCACGAGCAGUGGAAGAGGGCGCUCGGGGUCGACGUGGGCAAGGACGCCAAAACCGACCCCCGGCUGAGGUUCCUCGCCGGCUCGCUGGCCGGCGUGACUUCGCAGUCCCUCACGUACCCCCUCGACCUCGUCCGAGCCCGCAUGGCUAUCACGCACAAAGAGCAGUACAGCACGUUGAAACAGGUGUUUGUGAAGACGUGGGUGGAAGAAGGGCCCAGAGGUUUUUACAGAGGCUACAUACCUACCGUGUUAGGCAUAAUCCCUUAUGCUGGCUUCAGUUUCUUCACGUACGAUACACUCAAGAAACUGCACAGAGAGCACAUGGGCAAGCCCUCCCCAAACCCGCUGGAGAGCAUGUUGUUUGGCGCGACGGCGGGCGUGGUGGGCCAGUCGUCGUCCUACCCUCUGGACAUAGUGAGGAGGCGCAUGCAGACCUCCUCCCUCACGGGCAACCUGUACACCACCACCGCCGGCACCGUCAGGAAGAUAUACGUGGAGGAAGGAAUCCUCAAAGGUCUGUUCAAAGGCCUGAGCAUGAAUUGGGUCAAAGGACCUGUUGCUGUGGGCAUCAGUUUCACGACCUACGACCACACUCGGGACUUCCUGCGGAAGAUAUUGCCGCGUCUGCACGGGAGCGUCACUCCCUGACACGACAUCAUACCAUCCAUCUCUUGCAAGAUGUUGCACCAACACUUUGGAAUAGCUUGCUGCGUGUUAAGGACGCUUUGAAAGCAUUGUUGAAAAAAAAUUUCCACACUAACCAAAGUACUUAAAUGCAGUUGCCCUCAAAGUAACAAGUGUAACAAUGCAAUAAUGUAGUCAGUUAUUGUUUCAUUUUGGCUCUCUUGCUGUGUGCUACAGGCCUAAUUUUCAUUUUGGCCAUUGAGGUUGUGUGGAACGUAAAUACUCUUACAUGGUGGAAUAUAACUGAAACAUAUGAAUUGAAAAUGUGUCGAUAAAUGUUCUGAUGCGCAAGUGCUAACUUUCUCACACACUUACACAUGUACACACUUGUUAGACUGAAGAUGUUUGGUUUGUUAAUGUAACUAAGUGAUGAAAUUGCGAAUGUAGUAAAUCAUUACAAUAUUAUCCUGAGCCACAUAUGCUGUUUGAGAAAGGUAAACAUGAGAGACCUAUUGAGUUUCGUGAUGAGCAGUAGUUAAGGCUGUUAGGCCCAAAUUUAUUUAUAGCAUAUUAUUUUGUUUUUAUGUUGGCCUUAUACAUACAAGAUUCUGUGCAAAACUGAUUUGCGCUAUAACUUAUAGUUUUCUCAUAACUGGCACUCAAAGUUAAAAAAGAUGGCAUUUCUUGUAGAGAUUAUUUCAGUAGCCGUUCAAUGUAAUUUAUGAAAUUUUGGUAAUUUGCGAGUUCAUUAUGCAUACUAUUGAGUGAUGUAUUUAAAAUUUUUUUUUAAAAAAUAAUUUAUUCGUGUACUUGAGCCAGAAAAUGAGAAAAUUUAAGUUGUUUCUAGAUCCAAAAAUAUUUGUUUAAAAUAUAUAAAAAUACCAUUACGAAAUACUAAUCUCAAUAUACUUUCAUCUAAAAUAACAAAAAAUGUGACUUUCACUAUAUGAAAGCUGUGAGUCUCUACGAAAGAAAUGUAACCCCUGGAAUUCCAAAAUAUAUUGAAUGCAACCCGCAACACUAGUGGUGCCGCGUUGUCUCGCUCGUCUUUUCCCUCUUCUCGGAAAGAGCACGCGGACUUGGCCCGGUGUUGCCAGGUACCUGUCCCAUCUCUGAGUAUCCUCUCUACCUGCUGCUAGACCGGCUGGCUUUCUUCCUUCCCCACGGCAGUGUUAAACGAGUUUACAGGUGUAGUGGUCAGUGGUUUAUAGCUUGCGGUUUAAUAUGUCAAAUGUAUUAGUGUAGUUAAAAUAAUUUUGGGGGAUAAUUGAUUUCAUAAAUAAUUAUUUCAUACGAAAGUUAUAAAUAGUAAUUAAAAGUUAAACAAUAAAAAAGUUAUUUAAUAGUGUACAUAGUACAGAUUUUUUAAAAAAAGUAUACCCCUGUUUUUGCUACAACCCCUUUUAGCAAUAUUUGAUUUUAUCAAAAAAUGUUUCAGCCAAAUUUUUGGAUAAUAAUUAUAAUUUUUGCAAACAAUUUUAUUGGUUUUCAUAGCGUAUCUACUAAUGAAGUUAUGAAUAUUUUUUCCUAUAACCCUAAUUCUUUUUCACACCUUGCAGUUAUGGUUGUAUUAGAAAUGUAUAUAGUAAAAAAAAUAUUUUUGGUAUUACUGCUACGUGUUAUCAUAUGUUAAAACAGAUGCGUUAUUUAUUAUAUUAUGGGAGUAACUGCGAUUUUUUUUUCAAAAAAUAUUCCCCAUUUCUAACCAGUUAGUCAAAUUUUGCCUGUAACUAACUCGACCGAGAUUUUCCAUUACUAUAUUUUAUAUAUGUUAGGAAGUAAUUUGUGCAAAAAUACGGUAGUUAUUGUUUGUAUAUGAGUAUAUAUAUAUGUGUAUAUAUACAUGUAUACACAUUUUUACUUGAUGAUGGUUAUGUUAUUUUUGGGAUCAUAAAACGAUUAAAAAAAUUUCCGAAAGCCGCUCCAGGAGAACGGCUGCAAUAAGUAGGUAGCUUUUUUUUAAAUGUAGGCUAUACCCAAAACUGGCAAUUAUUACAAAUGUGUAGGUGUGAUAAUGUAAAAUGUUAUAAAUAACGAUAUGGGUUCUUAAAAUGAUUCUUGUUUAAUCAGAAUUCCAAUGAAAAAUAAUAUCUCCUGAAAUUCGUAAUGUGUUGAGAGAUUUGGCAACAGCGCGCUCCAUGUAAGUCGUGUACUGCAAUCUAAGAGUGGGACGGAAUUAAGUAUGUGAGUAUACUGAAGCCUUUGCCAGUUUCAUUUACUGCAUCAGCGUUUUCCAUUUUCACACAAUAAUGUAUUUUUCUAGGUUAUUGAGUGAAAAAAUGUGUUAUUAGCUUAUAGGUGUUCGGGGUGUGUCCAGAUUACUGCGAAACAAUAACAUAUGUAACUUAAAUGUAGGCGUGUUUAAGGUGUAACGACCUAAAAUAAAUUCGCAACAUUUUUUUGUCUCCUAAUUCAUUAUAGACGUAGCCUAUGCUUUCCAUAGGAGUCACACACAAUGUUGGUUAUUUGUAAAUGUUGUGAAUCAGUUGCAUACUUGUCGGGCAUUAACAAUUUCCAACCGAAAUAACUUAGUAUAAUUUGAAUUUAAUUAAUGAAUUUCUACACAGCAUGCCAAAUUCAUAAAAAUCCUUAAUUUUCUAUUCAUGUUUGCUCAAUUUACAGCAGCUAAAUUUAGAAAUAUUUUAUCGUAGGACUUACUAUUAUAUAAAAAAUUACAGUUAGUGUGUCUUUUUUAAUUAUAUAAUCGAAUAAUAGGCUAUUGUGUGAAUUGUUCCUGUGUUUAUGAAAUUGUAUCUAAAAGGAUGAAUGUACAUAAAUAUGUGUACAUGUGUAUACAUGUUAAGGCGCACUUAAUUACAUUUGCCAAUUUAGCAUUAUCAACAAUUCUAUGAUAAUAAUGUGUUUUAAUAAUUAGAUACAUUAUAUUAAAAAAUGUGUUUUUAAUAUUACAUAAAAAGGUAUUUUUGCCUCAGCAUAUUUAUAUCAUUUGUUUGUUUCCAUGAGUUUUUUCAUUGUAACCAUGAUUUUUUUUAAAUUUAACUGGAAAAUAGGCAAAAACCUCGAAUGGGAUAUGCCUCUAAGACACUGCAUUGUUUAUUAAUUCACUUUUUUAUUACUUUUAGCAUGCCAUAUGAAUUCAGAAGCGAAAGGUAACCUGCGCUAAAUUUUAAUACAAUGAAAUAAUGCAAUAAAACUAUUUUUAUUUGUUAUAUUUUAUUACUAGUUAUGGAUUGCAGAGAAUAAUUAAAUCAAUUUUGAAGAUGUAUAAUUAUUUAAUUUAGGUACCAAUCGUUUCUCAAGGUGCUAAUGCAUUUUUGCCAUAUAUAUUUAUAAUCUAAACGCUUCAUACAAUUUGAAAGUAUUCAUAUAAUUUCAGAUGAACAUUACAUUCUGCAUUGUUGAAGCGUCAAACAACUACAGCUUGAUAUUGAUUGUUAAUGCAUGGUAACCUCUUUUAUAAAAAUCGUUGUACAUGGUCGUCAGACUGCUAAAUAAUUUGCAAAACUUAUUUAUUAUAGUAUUGUAUUAAAAAACUAUUUAACUUUAUCUGCUUCCUAAUGUAUAAAAGAUAUAUUCGUGAAGAUCUAAACUUGUAUUCUCAAUGCUGCAGACAUACUGAAUAAAUCAAUUUUAUCUGUACAAUAUUAGUAUGAUUUUUUUUUUUAGAUACAAUGAUACGGGAAAAUUGCAAAAGGUUAAUGUUAAUACAAAACUUAUUUCACGAAGCGAUUAAAAGACUUGUUUAAAAACACAUUUAAAACUAUAUAUAUAUUUCCGUGCCAUGUUUUACCCUAGAGUCAGUUACGAAUACCUGGCAUUUUUAAUUUCUGACUUCGUUUAUUCAUAAAGAAAAUGGCAGUUAUUUACGUAACCAUUAAAUAACCAUACAUAUGUAGUAGUAAACAUUAUCUGGGGGAUACAUUUACAUUACAUUUUUAGACAAUAACCGUAGCUUAGGCUGGUAUUUAUAGUCGUCCCUUGAGCAAUGUCUUGAGACCAUCUUGGCAAAGACAGUCUUGUUUCUCAAGAUGGUGAUUUCCACCUCCGUGUUUCAUAGUCCCUGAAUAAGAUGAGCUUCAUGAAGACUGCAUGCUCAAGCAAACGCUUGUUUCACAUACUUCCUGCUUGACGAAGAAAUAUCUUAAGACAGCCGAAAACACACGAGCAUACACGAAUCUUGCCAACUGGACUCGUUUGUCAAAAAUUCUGCUACUUAUCUCACAGAGAACUGAAAUCUUAGAAUCCGAUGUUUUGAGAUAAGAUACCGCAUAUAUUAGAUUGAUAAAAUAUCAGAUUUAAAUACACAGUAAAAUGAAAUAUUAAAAUUAAGGUAGAAAAAUUUUAUGCUUAGAAAGUUAACAUUAAGUUUGAACGAAUCUGAUAUUGUAAGCUACGUGUACAUAGUAAAAAAUCUAGAAUCUUUUAAAACCCUUUUUAUUAUUUGAAUCUUUAGCAGUAAUUGUCCUUAACAUUAAAAUUGCUUUCAAACAAAUAUUUAGGACAGUGUUCAGUGUUUUUGCAAUAAAAUGUAAUGUAUUUGACUAUAAUGAGUUAAUUUUGUGUUUUUAACACUUAUUUCCACCUCUUGCAGUGAAGACUGGACGUAUAAAAUAAAUUAUUUUCAACAAAAGUUUAAUUUCUUAAACUCUUAUUUCCACCUCUUGCAGUGAAGAUUGGGCAUAUAUUUUCUGUUCCAGCCCCACUUGGUUAUUCUUGCAGUAAUGUUUCGUCUUAACAGAAAUUAUUUCAGAAGAACUUUUUAUAUAUUGUUUGAAGAUUUACAAUAACUUGACAGAAAUUUAAUAGUAAAUACGUUAUGAAUUCUUUUGUCUUUUAAUAGCUGUUUUCCACCUCUUGCAGUUAAUAUUAGAAAUAUAGAUUAUGAAAAUUUAUUUGGUAUUACUCUUACGAAAUCUAACAUCACACAAAUGCAAUACUGGUUUUAUUAAGGGAGUUAUAGAAAAAUCUGAAUUUUCAAAAACCUUUCCUCCAAUGUAUCACCUCUGUAACAGCUAAAAUAGACAGUUUUCCCCCCUUAUUUAAAAUAGGUAAUUUAUUAUCUCCCACUCAACCCUCGACAAUGGUUUUCAUGCAAAUGCACAUGCCAUUAUAAACUUAAAUCUAAAGUGGAAGAAAACCAUCUCAUUUUUUUAUUUAGGCAAACAGGCAUGUAGUUAGUCCGUAUGGAGUGUUCGUUUAUUUAUCAGUAAUAUAUAACAUUCAUUUCCUUACAUAUUAUAAUUAAUUUUUCUAGUUCAAGUUACUUGGCAUUGUAUAAUUUAUUCUUGUUAUAAGUACAACAUUUGUCACAAAGCUAAACAUACCAUUUUACUGAGCUAUUAUUUAAAUAUAUUAUAAUAAUUGGAUACAAAAAAGAAUUUUUUUAUCUGUUUCUUAAAACUGUGUAUUAUUCACUAAUAUUUAUUUUAAUUUGUUUUAUAGUGUCGAGAUUUGAACCAUCUCAACCAGCUCAGCAAAUAACUGCUCUAUCAAUCGAGCUACCGAUGCUGUCAUAAAUUUUUGAUAGAGAUAAUAAUAAUAUCAGUAUGUGCCAUUAUAUUUUCUUAUUGUUUUUAAUUGAUUUUAGUCGUCAUGAAUAUAGAUUACUUAUUUCUGACAGUGAUUUAUACAUCAACAUCAUUAAAUGCAUCGUCUUCCACAUUCAUAGUAGGUACUCGUUCUGCUAUCAGUAUGUAAAUAAACAGGUCUGUUUAGAACUAGAAUAUGUAAUCAACAUUCACAAACAAACCCUAGAAUUAUUUAAAACACAUAUCAAAUUAAUACGGCACUUCAUACAGUAUUUAUAUAAGUUUAAAAAUACGAGGUUUACAAGAAGCAGCCAUUUUCUUCACUGCACUCUGAACAAGCAAUUGCUUGAGAUAUGUCUGCAGUGGUCUUGGCCAAGACGGUCUUAUUUGUGUUCAUAAGCAAUGUCUCAGUGACUAUGAAACAUGCUCCUGCGAUGGUGUUCUCAAGCAACAACUAUGAGACAGGAAAAUGCUCUCUCAGAAACAAGAAAUAUGGGACAACCAUAAGAUUGUCUUCAUCAAGACUGUCUUGUUUUUGAUCACUUGAGACAAUCUCAAGAAACAUCUAUAGCACAUAAACAUUUAAAAACGAAUGCAUACAAGAAUUUCUUGACGAAGGAAUUGCUCAAGAUAUAAAUAUGAAUACCACCCUUACACUCAGUACGUAAGUGGUGGUGAACCACAUUAAAAAAUUAAUAAAAGGAUUGGAUAUCACACAUAAAGAUCAAGUCAUUAUAGAUUAUUUAUGGCGUAUGUGAAAGCACACUAUAACCUCUAGGGCUUUUGAUAAAAUUACAGCGUAUUUUAAUAAGCCUCUGAGGCUACCUUGUUUAAGAAAUUUAUUUUUUUGAAAUUCAAACGACAGUUUCUAAACAAAUGGAAGAUGUUGUCUUUUUCAGGAUAUUAUUUUACCCUCUUUGCGCUCUAAAUAACCUAUCAGCUAUUAAACCUACCUUUUACCCUAAAAUUAUAUUAUUCAGUAUUCAGAUAUUCCUAGUAGUCAAAUAUAAGAACAAACAUUCCUCUUUCGAGGCACCUCAAAGAAUAAGCAUGACUUGUUCUUACAAAAACUACUCAUUACAAACUGCAAAUGUAGUGAGACGUCAUAAGUUUUGGUUUUGCUAUUUUUCUUGGUUGUUUUAACAAUGGAUUUGGCCCGCAGCAUUAGUAACAUAAAUGUGUAGAUCGGACAAAACUUUAACUGUCAAAAUAUUUGAAAAUAGUUUGUUUACUAAAAAGUAGGAAAAUAGUAGGCCUACACAUGUAGAAUAUCCAUAAGUUAGUUUGGGUUCAAUAAUGCAAUGUAGCCUAACAGGAGUAAUUUUGUGACCUCAAAAUAUUUGUGCAGUUUCUCAUUCUGUGUAUUUUGAGGUGCUUACUUAUAAAUAAAUUUUAAAAUUGUGUGUUAAGGCUUAGCUGAACAUAUUUGAAAUCCCUGCUUACUAUCUGAUCUUGUUUUAAAUCAUUCUGCUCAACGGCGAAACUUACGUACUGAGACAUGUCCAUACACUAUUGCGGAGAAAUGUUAAAAUAUUGCAAACUUUAAAAUGUUUCUGACAUAUUAAUUAUUAUUACUCUUGUUCACAUAGAGCAAAUAUACAGAUUACAGGAGCAAGCAAUUUAAAUAUUAUACUUUAUAUAAGACGAUAUGACGUUAUUGCACUAAACUAUACUACUCCGCUCUCAUUGCCAACUUGACCGGAUGUUUACUAAAUAAGUUUACGUUAUAUGCAUUUAUGGGCAGGAGUUAUUUAAAGGGUGAAUUUCAAAAAUGUUAAUUAAUGGUCUGCCAUCACAAAAACAUUACUUGCCUAUAACUGUGUAGCUUAAAAUUUAUUUUAAACCAAUAUUUUUAGCAUGUGCAUAUGAUUUAUCGGUAGGCCUGUAAGUAUAUUAAUCAAAUUAUGUAACCACUUUCUGCUGUAUAAUUAUUUACAGAAACCUCUAAAAUAUAUUUAUUUAAAAAAUACUGCUGUGGGUCUUGAUUGUAACUCAAACCACUUUCAAGAGCCAUGUCACCAAAAAUAAAUUAAAAACUUAUUUGAUUGAAAUACUAACUAAAUGCGUGGCUAAAGUAUUUUGUUAGAUAACAUUCAUUCAUUAUCUUUAAAAAUGAGAUUUGAAUCGUUGGCCAAUAAAAUAUCUUACCGAAGGCCAUUUAUUAAAUUAACGAAUCUUGACGAUUUGCUCCUAAUUUGCGUUCUUUAAUUAUUCACUUUAGCAAAUUAUUGCGUUUAACUAUACUAAAGAGUAAAACCAUUUUCUUAUUGCUUAGGUACAUGUUUAUCACUCUUCCACAAGCUGUUGCGCUUCACACUGAAAGCCACUGUCUGGCUUGUCUAGCAGCAAAAGGAAACGCAGGUAGCUGAAGUCUUCGAACAGAAGGCAGGGAUGAUUGACCGCACUUCCAAGAAUGCCCCUCCUGCUAGGUUUACGUUUGGCAACAUGGCAUCCCGCCCCUUUCAUGCUACGGGACUCCGGAGAUUAUCUUCCAUGGGAAUGCCCGAGCCUAAUAGAAAGAGAGGUCCCACGCAGGACAGAGACGGAGAUAAGACCAACCUUUUCUACCUGAACAAUACCACUAGCGCAGACACUCGGAAUUCUCCAACAGUGGAGCGGGUCGGGUGCCGUUAAGCCUGCAGGAAUCUACACUACCCCUUGAUCUUCUGAAAGUGAUUUUUUUGCACCAGUGUGUAAAUAACAUUUAAAUAAGUUCAAAUAUCAGUUGAGGGGUUACCAAGAACAGAGAUCACUUCACAUUAGAGAUGCUUGGAAUGGAAAUAAAACAUCUUUCAUCUAAUUUUACAGCAAUGCUAAGGAUAUCAUACCUCUGACAUACCUUCAGAACCAGUAGCUAUAAAAAUACAUACCGAUUAAAUUGAAGAAGGCAGUAUAAAUAAUGGCACAGUGUGAUUGUCUCACUUGAGA
Molecule: messenger RNA, 9854 nt
Organism: Bacillus rossius redtenbacheri
Lineage: Eukaryota; Metazoa; Arthropoda; Insecta; Phasmatodea; Bacillidae
Gene: DPCoAC
Product: mitochondrial coenzyme A transporter SLC25A42
Exons: 10
Coding region: 460-1461 (333 amino acids)
Biological process (GO): transmembrane transport
Cellular component (GO): mitochondrial inner membrane
Source: RefSeq, a predicted model, not a curated record